This is a messenger RNA of Peronospora belbahrii, 2049 nucleotides long. Lineage: Eukaryota; Oomycota; Peronosporomycetes; Peronosporales; Peronosporaceae. The record is from the annotation of a GenBank genome assembly.
AUGACCAACGACGUAAAUGAGUGGCAAGUACUAAAGUUUCAGCCAUGGAAUAGCGCACCCGACGUGUCUUUCUGGCAGAAACUUACAUAUCUUAAGCUUAAUACGUUUCAGCUCAAUGACGAGGCGCAGGGAAUAAAAGGUUAUUUUACUCCUGGAAGAUCAAUGAAUGUACCAGCACGUUUUACAGUUGAUGAGAGCGCAUUUAAGAGUGAAAAUCUCGAGACUCAGAAGGAUGCAGAUACGAGAGACACGGAUCGUGCUCGAUAUGAAUGGCAAGCUCCUGGAUUACUUUACAAUACGAAUACUCUAGAGGCUUUUAAAAAGCUGGAUAAAACCGCGUUGCUACGAGCUGCUGGAGAUCAGAUCUUGGAUAUAAUUUUAGAUACUCAUGGGACGAACGACAUGUUGCUGGAUUGUUUGAACACCUUUGUGCUCGUCACUUUUGCCGAUUUGAAGAAACAUUCGUUCUUGUACUGGUUUGGAUUCCCGGCAUUGAUCCCGCCUACAUCGUUUCAGUAUCGAACUCCACCGGCAUCAGUGGAUUUGGUGUUGUCUGAAGAAGAACGGAUUCAUACACUACGUGGUCUGCUCAGGAUGCGUCAUGUGAGCAGUGAGUCAGAAACGGUAAACGGCAACUUUGCGCCGUUUUUCGUUGUAGAGCGUCUGGAUGUAAGUGCGAAUAGCGAAGAGAUCGUGAGAGUUUUGAAUGUUCACGAGUGGAGAGCAGCUGAUCAUAGAUUGGAUGAUGUGGUUGAGACAAUCUUUGGAUAUGUUGAUCCUUGCCCACUAAAGACUAAUCCUGGAUGGCCUCUGCGCAACUUUCUAGCGCUACUAACUGCGUUACCAACGGAGAAAGUGGAUUGUUCGAGGUCGAUGAAAAUCAUCUCUUUUCGUGAGCAUGUCCAUCAGUUUACGGAAGUACCUGAUGAUUUUGUAUGGAAGAACUCUGUGGUGUUUGAGGUACGAAGCAAUCAGACGUUCAUGGCAAACGGUCGGUCACGGCAAGAUGUACGCGUUAUAGGUUGGGAAGCCAAUGCUCAUGGCAAAAUGGGUCCGCGAAUAAUGGAGCUUGGCAGUAUCUUAGAUCCCAUUCAGCUAGCAAACACGUCGGUGGACUUGAAUCUGAAGCUAAUGCGAUGGCGCCAGCUGCCGUCUCUCGACUUGGACCUGCUCGUGCAAACCAAGUGUUUGCUACUGGGAGCUGGGACAUUAGGUUGUUACACGGCUCGAAACGUCGGAAAGCCUAAAGGCGAGUGCGCAGCUAGGGCGUUAAAGCGUAUUUUUCCACUUGUGAAUGCUCAGGCCGUGCAUCUUACGAUUCCAAUGGCAGGCCAUGCAUUGAGCAGUCCUCAAUUGAUAGAGGACGCCAAAACGGGUCUGGAGACGCUCGAGCAGCUGAUUGCAUCGCACGAUGUCGUCUUCUUGGGAACAGAUUCGCGUGAGAGUCGAUGGCUACCAACCGUGAUCGCCACGUCGCAAAAAAAACUUUUGCUGAAUACAGCACUUGGUUUCGACAGCUACCUAGUGAUGCGUCAUGGUGUCCGUCCUGACCAGCAGGAGAAUGGUGAUGCAACAACACCAUCGCUAGGUUGCUAUUUCUGCAAUGAUGUCGUGAGUCCUCGUGACUCACUGAAGGAUCGCACGCUGGAUCAAAUGUGCACAGUGACUCGACCAGGUCUUGCUCCGAUUGCUGCCGCAACGGCAGUGGAACUUGUUGUAGCUGUUUUACAUUCGCCUCAACAACAGUCUGUCGGUGCUGACAAGCCAAGCAAUGAUAGUGUCUCAAUGGGCUAUAUUCCACAUCAGCUUCGUGGAUUCUUGAAUGCGUUUCAAAGCAUGGUGAUUACCGGUGAAGCGUUUGACAAGUGCAUUGCAUGCAGUUCAAAAGUCCUGGAUGCUUAUGGUACGGAUAGCCUCGGUUUGCUUGAGAAGGCGUGUAAUUCCGAUACGUUUUUGGAAGAACUGACGGGGUUAAACCAAUUGACAAAAGAAGUGGAUUCACUCAUGAUUGAUCUCGACGAUAGUGAUGAAGACAGUGAUAUGAUCUAA